Molecule: messenger RNA, 1488 nt
Organism: Salvelinus sp. IW2-2015
Lineage: Eukaryota; Metazoa; Chordata; Actinopteri; Salmoniformes; Salmonidae
Product: SPARC
Biological process (GO): anatomical structure development
Molecular function (GO): protein binding; calcium ion binding; collagen binding
Source: RefSeq, a predicted model, not a curated record
CCUGCCCACAGCAAAUGUCUUCUGUGUGAACUUGUGUAGCUGUUAGAUAGUCCUAGUCCUCUCUGACAGCUGACUUCUCCUUUGGCUUUUCUGCUUGUUGGUGUUCUGAAGACUGAACGAUGAGGGUGUGGAUUGUUUUCCUCCUGUGCCUAGCUGGCCAGGCAUUCACCGCUUCCAUUACCGAGGAGGAGCCCAUCAUUGAUGAUGUCGUUGAGGAGGCACAGCCAGAGGUGGGGGUCAACCCAGUGCAGGUAGAGACUGGAGACUUUGACGAGGCCAUCGAUGUCGAGGAGGAGGAGGAGGUCACCGCUGAGAACCCCUGCUUGAACCACCACUGCAAGAAGGGAAAGGUGUGUGAGGUGGAUGAGGAGAAUACCCCCAUGUGUGUCUGCCAGGACCCAACUACCUGCUCUUCUGCCGUUGGAGAGUUUGAGCAUGUUUGCGCCACCGACAACACAACCUACGACUCUUCCUGCCACUUCUUUGCCUACAAGUGCAGUCUGGAGGGAACCAAGAAGGGCCACAAACUGCACCUAGACUACAUCGGGCCAUGCAAAUUCAUCGAGGCCUGCAUGGAUGCUGAGCUGAAUGAGUUCCCCCUGCGUAUGAGGGACUGGCUGAAGAACGUUCUGGUCACCCUGUACGAGCGCGAUGAGGAGAACAACCUGCUGACUGAGAAGCAGAAGCUCAGAGUGAGGAAGAUCUAUGAGAAUGAGAAGAGACUGCAGGCUGGAGAGCACUCCCUGGACCUGCUGGCCCACGACUUUGACAAGAACUACAACAUGUACAUUUUCCCCGUCCACUGGCAGUUCGGUCAGCUGGACCAGCACCCCGUCGACGGGUUCCUGUCCCACACAGAGCUGGCCCCCCUGCGCGCCCCUCUCAUCCCCAUGGAGCACUGCACCACUCGUUUCUUCGAGCAGUGUGACGCUGACAAUGACAAGUACAUCGCCCUGGAGGAGUGGGCCAACUGCUUCAGCAUCAAGGAGCAGGAUGUCGACAAGGACCUUGUCAUCUAAGCUCAUCAGCUGACCUACAGUAUGAAAACUAGUCUCUAUUGGGACGAGGUGCUAAGCUCAUCCCUAAAUUAAUGAAACACAGUAACGGUGCUAACUACAACUAAUUAACGACCGACCUACACCACUAAAAUUGCUGAAAAAGACACAUGCACAGUCUGAACUAACAAAUCACAAAACGUGAUCAUGAUGCAACUUUUUUUCUUGUUUGUGCAAAUAAAUAAGCCUUUUUAACCAGAUAGAUUAGAGGAAGUAACAGAAAGAUGCUUUUUGACGGGAGAAAGAUGUAAAUGUAUGUUGAAUGGGUUGUGAUAAUGGUUGAUGUUCACAACAUUUAUAUUGUGUUCACGUGAUCAGGGCUUGGAUUUAAUAACAUCAAUUAGAACAUUCUUUGGAGGAGACAAGUUUUGUAAAAAUCUAAAAAAUAAAGUUUCUAAAUAAAUGCUUCUUUCAUUUGCUUUUUUUCUAAAUA